Scomber scombrus (Atlantic mackerel) is the source of this 1198-nucleotide messenger RNA. RefSeq names its product ISL LIM homeobox 2a (gene isl2a). Bases 119 to 1198 code for a protein of 359 amino acids. Gene Ontology annotation, molecular function: cis-regulatory region sequence-specific DNA binding; DNA-binding transcription factor activity, RNA polymerase II-specific. The record is from RefSeq and is a predicted model, not a curated record. The transcript has 6 exons. Gene Ontology annotation, cellular component: nucleus. Gene Ontology annotation, biological process: neuron fate specification; positive regulation of transcription by RNA polymerase II; axonogenesis. Lineage: Eukaryota; Metazoa; Chordata; Actinopteri; Scombriformes; Scombridae.
GUUUUCUCUCCACCUCUCGGUGGUGGAAUACAAGUUUAUCAUCCAGCCAGGGACGGGACGGUCUCCUCUGCCGCUCCUCUCCUCCAUCUGUCGGCUUGCACUGGGCUUUUUCUCCUGUAUGGUGGAUAUCCUGAUUAAUACUUCUUUCUUGGAUGAUAUGGGGGAUCAUUCCAAAAAGAAGUCGGGAAUCGCAAUGUGUGUGGGCUGUGGGAGUCAGAUACACGACCAGUACAUCCUGAGAGUCUCCCCGGACCUGGAGUGGCAUGCAGCCUGCCUCAAGUGUUCAGAGUGCAGCCAGUACCUGGACGAGACCUGCACUUGCUUCGUCCGAGACGGAAAGACUUACUGUAAAAGAGAUUAUGUUAGGCUAUUUGGCAUCAAAUGCGCAAAGUGUAACAUGGGCUUCUGCAGCAGCGACCUGGUGAUGAGAGCCCGGGAUAAUGUGUAUCACAUGGAGUGUUUUCGGUGCUCGGUGUGCAGCCGACACCUCCUGCCAGGAGACGAGUUCUCUCUGCGGGAUGACGAGCUCCUGUGUCGGGCGGAUCACGGCUUGCUGGUGGAUCGGGCCUCCGCUGGGAGCCCGCUUAGCCCGGGGAAUAUUCGCUCCAGACCACUGCACAUCUCAGACUCGGUUUCGGUGCGGCAUCCUCCUCAUCACCGGAACCACGUCCACAAGCAGUCUGAGAAGACCACCCGGAUCCGGACGGUGCUGAACGAGAAGCAGCUCCACACUCUGAGGACCUGCUACAACGCCAACCCGAGGCCGGACGCUCUGAUGAAGGAGCAGCUGGUGGAGAUGACCGGCCUGAGCCCCAGGGUGAUCCGCGUCUGGUUUCAGAACAAACGCUGCAAAGACAAGAAGAAGUCCAUCCUGAUUAAGCAGCUCCAGCAGCAGCAACACAGUGACAAAACCAAUCUGCAGGGCCUGACAGGCACACCUCUGGUGGCAGGCAGCCCUAUCCGUCACGACAACACCGUGCAGGGGAAUCCUGUGGAGGUGCAAACCUACCAGCCACCGUGGAAAACUCUCAGCGACUUCGCCCUGCAGAGCGACCUGGACCAACCCGCCUUCCAACAGCUGGUGUCCUUCUCUGAGUCGGGCUCACUGGGCAACUCCUCGGGCAGUGACGUGACCUCUCUGUCGUCUCAGUUACCGGACACACCGAACAGUAUGGUGCCGAGUCCCGUGGAUACGUGA